Messenger RNA from Monosiga brevicollis MX1, 483 nucleotides. RefSeq lists its product as uncharacterized. The coding region runs from base 1 to 483 and encodes 160 amino acids. The transcript has 4 exons. Lineage: Eukaryota; Choanoflagellata; Craspedida; Salpingoecidae. Gene Ontology annotation, molecular function: RNA binding; translation initiation factor activity. Gene Ontology annotation, cellular component: nucleus. Gene Ontology annotation, biological process: translational initiation. The record is from RefSeq and is a predicted model, not a curated record.
AUGUCCGAGGCGACCAAGCGCAAGCAUGUGGUGCAUGAGCUCAACACGGAGUAUCCCGAGCCGACGGAGGAGCAGUCGAUCGUGCGCGUGAUUGCGCCGCGAGGCAAUAACCUGCACGAGGCCGAGUGGGCGGAUGGGGAGACCGGGCUGGUGUCCAUGCCCCCCAAGUUUCGCAAGCACGUUUGGAUCAAGCGCGGCAUGUUCUUGAUUGUUGAACCCAUUCCCGAGAACGACAAGGUCAAGGCUGAAAUCAUUUUCGUGCUCCAGUCGGAGCAUAUCCGGCACUUGAAGCAGAUUGACCAAUGGCCCACCGCGUUUGGCGCCGAAGCCGGUACCGCGGCAGACGACAAUGUGGUGGACGACACGUCCGAGCCAGAGGAUGAAUAUUUGGAUGCAGACGAUCCUUUUGCCGGUGGCAACCCCAAUCGGCGCCCGACCGCCUACGAGGAGAGCUCGGACGAUGAGGAUGAGGAUGACGAGUAG